Messenger RNA from Fusarium mangiferae, 774 nucleotides. RefSeq lists its product as uncharacterized. Lineage: Eukaryota; Fungi; Ascomycota; Sordariomycetes; Hypocreales; Nectriaceae. Bases 1 to 774 code for a protein of 257 amino acids. The record is from RefSeq and is a predicted model, not a curated record. The transcript is spliced from 2 exons.
AUGCAGAAACUCACACCGCAUGUUGUCAUUGUCCCAGCAUCUUUUGCCCCGCCAUCACUAUACUCCAAACUCGUUCAAAGCCUUGCACAAUAUGCAUUAGAUACAAUUGUCAUCGACCUCCCGUCUGUGGGAUUUCGUAGCACAUUGCCAGCUGCUUCUAUGGAAGAAGAUGCUGAGCAUAUCAACACAGUCACAACGAAACUAGCUGAUGAGGGCCAUGAGAUCAUCCUAGUGAUGCACUCUUACGGCGGAAUAUGCGGUACAGAGAGUACAGCUGGGGUUUCGACGAAGGAGAGACAAGCUGCUGGGAAGCAGGGAGGUAUAGUUCAUCUUGUUUAUAUCAGCUCUCCUGUCCCUGAGAUUGGAGGAUCAGUCAAGACCAUGAUGGGCGAUAACAUGCCCCAUUUUAUGAAGCUCGAGGGGGAAUACCUCAUAUCUGAUCCCGAAGGCUGCGCGAGCGUCAGUUUCUCAGACCUUCCAAAAGCCGAGGCGUUGACUUAUGCAAAACAAAUGACAGCACAUUCAGCGGCUAGUUUUGCUGGGCCACUCAAAAACGCAGGGUACUUGAGUAUCCCCGUUGCAUAUAUAGUUUGUGAGAAGGAUACUUCUGUCCCGCCUGAUGUCCAGAGAUCUGUCGUUGAUAUGAUAUUUCGAAAGAGCGGACGAGAAGUUAUCACAUUUUCUUGUGAUUCUGGACACUUUCCUACAGUCAGCGUCCCGGGAAAAGUAGCUUCUUUAAUCAACCAAGUCGUUACUAGAGUCAUUAGAGAAUAG